UACAACAUUUAUUUUGGUAAUCCAAACAGGAAGCGGUUUUGUUAUAUGUCCUCCUUACUUAACAAUGAUUUCUAGAACCUGCAUAGGAGGGCCAGCUGGGUGCUGAGCAUCUUCCCGGGGAGGGGUGGAGGCGCAAUGUUUACACUUUGCAGUUUUCUGGAUAAGUAGCCGCCGGCCUGCCCGCAGCCAUGCCGUAAGAGACCUGCCUGCCGGCCGUGUCCAUGAAGCCUAACGGCGACCGCAGCCGGGAGGAAGCGGGAGGGUUGUAACCGAAGUUGGGAGGAUGCACUGGGCUGCUGGGUUCGCCUCCUCAAGGCCGUGCGUGGUCGAACUUGGGCGGAAUCACAGCCUUCCGCUCGGCCUGUGCGGCCCCGAGCAGCAGCAGUCGCUGUAUGGAUACAUCAUCGCUUUCCCCCUGCAGGACUACGGGGGCAUCAUGUCGGCUCUGGGCUCGGAGUCCUGGUGGAAGAAGACCCUGUACAUCACCGGGGGAGCCCUGCUGGCUGCCGCAGCCUACCUGCUACACGAGCUGCUCGCCAUCAGGAAGGAGCAGGAGUUGGACUCUAAAGAUGCCAUCAUACUCCAUCAGUUCUCCAGACCAAAGAAUGGCGUCCCCAGCCUCUCCCCCUUCUGCCUCAAGAUAGAGACAUACCUGCGCAUGGUGGAUCUGCCUUACCAGAACUACUUCGAUGGGAGGCUGUCGCCGCAGGGAAAGAUGCCAUGGAUCGAGUACAACCACGAGCAGGUGUCAGGGUCCGAGUUCAUCGUGGAUUUCUUGGAGGAGAAGCUUGGGGUCAACCUCAACAAGAACCUCACCCCUCAGGAAAGAGCCGUGUCACGGGCUGUCACCAAAAUGGUUGAAGAACACCUCUACUGGGCAAUAGCCUACUGUCAGUGGGUGGACAACCUGGAGGAAACGCAGAAGCUGCUGGCAAUGAGCGGGCCCCUGAGCGACACACUGAAGUGGCUGCUGAGCCACCUGAACGGCGGCAUGGUGCGCAGGGAGAUGUACGGCCAUGGCAUCGGACGGUUCUCCAAGGAGGAGGUCUACACACUGAUGGAGAAAGACAUGAGGACGCUGGCUACUCUGCUGGGUGAUAAAAAAUACUUUAUGGGCGCUAAGAUGUCAACAUUAGAUGCCACUGUGUUCGGGCUCCUGGCUCAGGCUAUGUGGACUCUACCUGGGACACGACCAGAGCAGCUCAUCAAAGGGGAGCUGAUCAACCUGGCCAUGUUCUGCGAGCGGAUGCGGAGACGGUUCUGGCCUGAGUGGUUCGUGGAGGUGGAUGAUCUUUAUUACGACGGGGACAGCGAGAGCAGCAGCAGCAGCAGCGGCGGCUCUGCCGCGGGGCUGCCGGACUUCGGCCUCUUCUCUCGGACUGACACUCUGGAUGACAGCGACGGCGGCAGCCACUCAGCAGGGAACUCCCACACAGCCUCCCCUGUCUCAGACCACUCACUCUUUGAUUCGGACGUGGGAACGGGGUCUGACAAUGACACCCUGCUCAAGGAGGAGUUAAUGCCCGACCUAGAGGUUUGACUAAUGGCUUGCGGACUUAUUAAGAGCGACAGAGGACUGGAAUAGUCUACCCCACAAGCUGUGAGGUUUUGAUAAUCGAAUCUGGCUGGGACAGGCUGCCCAGACAACGGCUCGUACAUCUUUGGAAACUAUUCCAGCUCCUCCACCUCCAAGACCCAGCAUGUUACAGCUUCCUAACAAACAGACUGGGUGUUUAUAUGCAGAGGACACAAACUGAACCUCCUACUAUUACAUGCUACUGUACGGUUUGUCCCCUCCUGCAUUGCCAGGAAUGUCCUUGCGGCAGUUCCUCUUUGCCUUAUUUGUCUCGCUCUCAGAUCCAGGAGUUGCUGUGAGGUUGUCUGGAAGUGAUCGUCGGAUUCCAUGAGAAAAAGAGUGUUGCUGACAAGACAGGUGGCACUUCACUUGCUAUGAAAUGAUACAACUAAUCACCACUCUGCCAUGCUUCAUAACACCAAACCCAUUCCAACAGGUGGCGAUUGAUCAUGUGGUUAAAAAGGAACAGCUGCCGUGCCUCUGCUGCUUACCAUCCGCGCACUGAAUAGUAAGCACAGAUGACACUGAGUGCCAGUCCGUGUCCUAAACUCAUCCUUGUGUCAUUUCCUCGUGCUGCUUGUGUGGAGCAUCAAAAUGCUGUUUGACCGUCCGAAUCGUCCCACAUCCACAUGUAGGUCUGUGGAACGGAGAGCACCCAGAAAGGGAGAGAUGUGCCGAUUUGCACCUCUUUCUUUCACCAGCUAUAACGUUUGUUAUCUUCUGUGAGCAAUUAGAUGCUUGGGGUUUGUUAUCUUUCUGUGGCAAGUUUUUCAUAAUUGAUUUCUACACCUUGUGGUGCCACCUUAAAUCUGUUGUUCUCAUACUGGACCACUAGAUGGAGCCAUCGGUCAACAGGAUGUCCCUCCCAUUCUCCAGCAGGAGGAAUAUGCUUUCAUUUGAACAGCACAGGUUAUUUCUCCAUUAUUCCCACCAUCGUAUUCUGAAUCCAUAGGUGACUUGUCAGAGUGUUAUGGUGUUAUUUGCACACGCAUUGCAUUUUGCCGUUGGGUUGCAGCAACACAUCAGCCUUAGUGGACAGAAGAUUACAAUUUUGGCAGUUUUUGUUGUUAUAUGAUAAAUUAUCAGUGCCAUUUGAAUUUCUUUCUUUCUAUACAAAUGCGUGUGUCAAAUCUAUACAUAGAUAUACAUAUAUAUUUUUGGUAUUUUUCUUUUCUUUUUUUGAUUACUCACAGCGAGAUGUUAUUUUGCACUAGUGGAAUUUUUUUUUCACCUUGUUCCAGAAGAGAUGCAGGGAAUAGGCUAGAAGAGAGGGAAAUGCUGAUGUAAUGGAGAACAGAAAAUGUUCUCACAGUGAUAAUGCUGCCAGAGGUCUGUAUUGCUUAUGUGAAUGUUUUUGGGUGGGAAUGUCAGUCAUACAGCCGGCGAUGGAAAGGUCUUUGUAGACUCAGUGAGAAUACCAAAUCAAAAGGAGCUGAAAUGAUGGAAACAUGGACCAAAGUGUUUGGGAAAUUGUCACGGUUAGCUUAGCGGAGGUGCUCAUAACUGAAAUGUGGUGACUGUAAAAAUGAUAAUGGUACAUAUAGAGUAGAUGUGACUUUAGUCGUGUAGAUAGGUCACGCUAAUUAGAAAGAACUACUUAAACAUCCAGUGGAAUCUUGUCUUUUUUAAGCAAUAUGUGUCUGUAGGAUUUCUGCCUCCUAACAAAGAGCAGGGGACUUAGUGGAAGGAAAAAUCAACCAAACUAUCUGUCUAAAUUACUUCUGCUGCGGAAAGUGAAGACUGCUGUCAACGGGCAGAAUGUGGCUGGAAAACUGUGUGGGGUAAUCACACACAGAGCAAAAAAAAAAAAUCAAAUAUCAAGUACAAACAAUCAAUACAAAUUAUUCCAGUGUAUUCCAGUCUGACACCUGACAUCACAGCAGAGAUCACAUACUUCAUUCGCUUUAUUUAGAACAUUUUAUCAGCGGCUUGUCCAUCAGAUAAAACGUGGUCAAUUACAGAACAAACUGGAUCCGGUUUUGUAGAACAACAUUUUCUGGAAGGCUUACCAAAAACUGUCUUUGAUAGUGUUUUCAUAUGAAGGGGAGCCAUGUAUAAUAUGAAAGAAGCCACUGGUGGUGAGGCGACAGUGAGCUUUACAGUUUCUCUCAGCUCCAACCUUUCUGUUUUUGUUCCAUUUAACCUUUGACCUUUGAUGAAGCUAAACUUAAAGCCCUGCGGACACUAAAUUCCCAGUAACAAAUGACACAGAGGACUAUUUAAACUCUUUAACCAUUCCUAGCAGGAAAUGAAGACCAAGAAAAGACAAGCGAUUACUGGACAUCAGUUUAUCUGCAAGAACACCUUCACGGUUCCUUCUGGUAUUUCCAUCAGGUCAGGAAACAACGCUGAUGAAAUACUACCGACUAGACGUAUUUCCCCUCCAUUUUGCUGAGUUUAACCUUAAUCCUAAACGUAAACCUAAUCUUAAACCUGGGCAAAGCAAACAAACUGAAUCAUCUGCAUGUGUGUGUACCGUUUGAGGUAACUGAUUGUAGAGUAGGGAUUAAAGUUUCUGCAGUUUUUGAGGAGGGAAACUUUUCGUAGACCAACGUCUGAAUAUGCAAGACCUGCCCAGAUUCAGUAGACAGAAUGCUCAUCCAUCAUAACGUCCUGCCUAUGUUGUGACAGCCUGACCUGUCCAGUUCUGAGCCACCUGCUCAACAGUCACCUGUUCGGGUCCAGGGACCACAGCGCGGUGGGAGGUAAUUUUUAUCAAGCCAUUUUACAGCUAGAUGUGUCGUAACUGUGUCAUAGCAUCACUGCUGGUGUCAUGUAAAUAAUGUGUACCAUACUUUACAUACUGUAAAGCAGACUGACUGAUAAAACUACCUAUGGCCAUCCAGCCAUAAAAAGUCUGGAAGAUUUCAAUAAAGAAUUAGCUGUGACAAUUUUAAACACA
Molecule: messenger RNA, 4478 nt
Organism: Menidia menidia (Atlantic silverside)
Lineage: Eukaryota; Metazoa; Chordata; Actinopteri; Atheriniformes; Atherinopsidae
Source: the annotation of a GenBank genome assembly